Molecule: messenger RNA, 761 nt
Organism: Periophthalmus magnuspinnatus
Lineage: Eukaryota; Metazoa; Chordata; Actinopteri; Gobiiformes; Gobiidae
Product: HLA class II histocompatibility antigen, DQ beta 1 chain-like
Exons: 5
Coding region: 16-753 (245 amino acids)
Biological process (GO): immunoglobulin production involved in immunoglobulin-mediated immune response; peptide antigen assembly with MHC class II protein complex; antigen processing and presentation of exogenous peptide antigen via MHC class II
Cellular component (GO): MHC class II protein complex; membrane
Molecular function (GO): MHC class II protein complex binding
Source: RefSeq, a predicted model, not a curated record
GAGGUCAGGGGUCACAUGCUAGGGUCAAGUCUAAGAAGCACCUGCGUGUCUCUGCUGCUGAUGGUGGGGUUUCAAGCAGCAGAUGGAUAUCAACAUGUUACAACAACCACCUGUGAGUUCAACUCCACUGAGCCUAAGGACAUACAGCUCAUUGUCUCUUAUUUCUACAACAAACAGGAGUACCUCAGAUUUGACAGUCGAGUCGGGAGGUAUGUGGGCUACACGGAGCAUGGAAAGAAAAACGCUGAGGCGUGGAACAAAGAUCCUUCAGAGCUCGAGAGGGCGAGACAUGAGAAGGAUAGAGUCUGUGUUCACAGUGUCAAGGUCGAUGUCGACGCCAUCCUCUCCAAAUCAGUGGAGCCGUAUGCGGUGUUGAGCUCAGUGCCCUCUGCUGGCAGUGACAGGGUUCUCGUCUGCAGCGUCUACAGCUUUUUCCCCAAAGACAUCACUGUGUCCUGGACCAACCACCAGCAACUUCUGACCACCGGAGUGACCAGUACUGACCUAGUGCCCGACGCAGACUGGUACUACCAACUGCACUCACAGCUGGAGUACUCCCCCAGGUCUGGAGACCAGAUUUCCUGUGUGGUUGAACACAUCAGUCUCAAAGAGCCCCUGGUCCUGGACUGGGAGGGCGCUCUCUCGGACGGGGACAGGAAUAAGUUUGCCAUUGGAGCGUCUGGUCUGGUCCUGGGUCUGGUUCUGUCUUUGGCCGGGUUCAUCUUCUACAAACACAAGUCCAGAGGUGAGUGAACAUAAAA